AGUAAUACCAAGGAAGAUCAAUGUUUCGAUUGGCUAUCAUCGGUGUUAUGUGCUCACUGACUUUGGUGGAAGUCAGCAUUGGACUGCACAGUGAAAGAGAGUACCACCAUCGAAAAAAUCGGCUAGCUCAGAGUUUUUCAAGUUUUGAAAUUCCGGCGCAAGAACUUAAUUCGGAGCACUGGUUGAAUCUCGGUCAGCAGAUACUUGGUGAAAAACUAAACUUUCAGCACAUUCCAACUAAAGCGAAAAAUGUGAUUUUCUUCAUCGGUGAUGGAAUGUCCUCGCAAACGAUUGCAGCAACUCGUAUGUAUCUUGGAAACGAAAACGAAUACCUAUCGUUCGAGAAGUUUCCGCAUCUUGGACUAGCGAAGACGUACUGCGUCAAUCGGCAGGUACCCGACUCUUCCUGCAGUGGCACUUCCUAUCUCUCGGGAGUGAAAAUCAAUUAUGGAAUGGUCAAUUUGGUGGCUUCUAUUCCAAGAUACACCUGUGAAUACCAAAAAAGUAACGAAACGGAAAUCGACGGUCUAAUGAAAUGGGCUCAGGAAGCCGGAAAGGGGACUGGAAUUGUGACGACAACACGGGUGACACAUGCAACGCCUGCGGCUAGUUAUGCUCAUAGUGCUAACCGAUACUGGGAAGGUGACUUCGAGGUUGAUGAGGCUUGUCCUUCCGGGGAGAAACCACUCGAUAUUGCCCAACAGAUGGUUUACAAUAAAGUUUCACAAAAUUUCAAUGUUAUUCUUGGCGGUGGCCGGAAAUACUUCCUUCCGAAGGAGAUGGUAGACGAGGAUGGAGAAAGUGGAUAUCGAGACGAUAGAAAAAAUCUGAUAGAAGAGUGGAAGGAGAUUCACUCCGACAUGGGGUCGUAUAGUUACGUUUGGGACAAACCUGGGCUGAAGGUAGUAGAUUACGAAAACACCAGUCACUUGCUAGGAUUGUUUGCUUCCAGCCAUUUGUUGUAUAACCUAGAAGCCCAUGAACAGAACCGAACCGACGUAGAGCCUUCGCUGGCAGAAAUGACUGAAGCUGCCAUAAAGAUGCUAGAGAAAAAUCCGUCGGGUUAUGUCUUGUUCGUGGAGGGUGGUCACAUUGAUAUGGCACAUCACGAAACCUGGACCCGGUUGGGGUUGGAUGAAACGGCGGAGUUGUCUAAGGCGGUUGAAGUUGCACGACAGCUGACUAGCAUGGAAGAUACGUUGAUUAUAGUUAGUGCUGAUCAUGGUCAUACAAUGACCUACAAUGGUUAUCCAAAACGCGGCCAGGAUGUUCUCGGAAUCGCGGACACUAGCGACAUGGAUGGUCUUCCGUACACAACGCUGAGUUACGCAAACGGUCCGGGUUAUAUCGAUACCUAUAAGACGGAAAAUCGAGCUGAACGGGUGGACAUUUCCGAGGUUGAGUUCACCUCAAUCCACCAUAUCUAUCCAGCGACAGCUUUAAUGGAUGCCGAGGCACACGGUGGCGAAGAUGUUUGCGUUUACGCUUCGGGGCCGCUUUCGAAUAUCUUUAUUGGCAGCUACGAGCAGCACACAAUACCGCACCUGAUAGCGUACGCAGCCGCUAUUGGUGAAUAUGCGGAGCCAUCGGAUCCGACAGAUGACGAAGACGGCUCUGGUCAUCGGUUGAUGUCGUCACUGUUAUGUCUACUAGUAGCUAUCAGCGUGGGAUUUUUUAACCAUUGCCAUAGCUAA
Wyeomyia smithii (pitcher-plant mosquito) is the source of this 1694-nucleotide messenger RNA. RefSeq names its product alkaline phosphatase-like. Gene Ontology annotation, biological process: dephosphorylation. The transcript has 2 exons. The coding region runs from base 21 to 1694 and encodes 557 amino acids. Gene Ontology annotation, molecular function: alkaline phosphatase activity. NCBI's taxonomy places the organism in Eukaryota, Metazoa, Arthropoda, Insecta, Diptera, Culicidae. The record is from RefSeq and is a predicted model, not a curated record.